This is a messenger RNA of Amoebophrya sp. A120, 295 nucleotides long. The record is from the annotation of a GenBank genome assembly. NCBI's taxonomy places the organism in Eukaryota, Dinophyceae, Syndiniales, Amoebophryaceae.
CUGAUGGGAUGUGAGAAAAGGAAUCUUCAUCCACUCACUUAAGGAAGAACUUUGAUCAUCCGCGCAUACUUCAAAUCAAACAGGAAUCCGUGAGGAUGGUCCUCGUUCUUCCCUUCCUUCGGUUCCUCGGUCUUGCUCUCGCUCGUCUUCUUCUUGUUCCCCUCUUCGUUGUUCGCGUUUUCCUCGUCCUCCUUGCUUUCUUCGUCUCCGCUCUCGCGCUCGUCGUCCCCACUGCUUCCGCUGCAGCUCGUGAAACGGGGAUCAUCGGGGUGAGCGAUCACCGACUCCAACGAGG